Molecule: messenger RNA, 2447 nt
Organism: Acanthisitta chloris (rifleman)
Lineage: Eukaryota; Metazoa; Chordata; Aves; Passeriformes; Acanthisittidae
Gene: SLC4A1
Product: solute carrier family 4 (anion exchanger), member 1 (Diego blood group)
Exons: 17
Biological process (GO): transmembrane transport; regulation of intracellular pH; bicarbonate transport
Cellular component (GO): basolateral plasma membrane; plasma membrane
Molecular function (GO): monoatomic anion transmembrane transporter activity; bicarbonate transmembrane transporter activity; solute:inorganic anion antiporter activity
Source: RefSeq, a predicted model, not a curated record
CUGUGUCGGUGACCGAUGUGGACCUGGAGGCAGGAGGGAGCAAGAGGCUCCUGUCCCAGCAGAACACCCAUGAGGGCUAUGUGGAGCUGCACGAGCUGGUCAUGGACAGCUCAAAGGACUUGUGCUGGAUGGAGGCUGGCCACUGGCUCAAGCUGGAGGAGGACUUCCAAGAGUCAGGGCACUGGGGCCAGCCCCAUCUCUCCUUCCUGACCUACCGCAGCCUCCUGGAUAUCCUACGGAGUUUGGAAAAAGGCACCGUUCUCCUCGACGUGGCAGCCAAGUCUCUGCCUGCCAUCGUCCACGUCCUCCUUGACCAGAUGAUCUACGAGGGGCAGAUCAAGCCACAGGACCGGGAGGACAUCAUGAGGACAUUGCUCCUGAGGCACAGCCACCCCAGUGAAUCUGAGUCGGUGUGGACACUGCCACCAGCACUGCUGCAGCGCUCGGGCACCGGCCGGGCAGAGACGGAGCAGCUGCUGCUGCGGGAGCAGCAGCCCAUGGAGAUGCGCAGGCUGGCAGGGGCUGAGCAGGGGCCCACAACUGGGGCAUCCAGACCCCAACUCCCGGAGAAUAUCCCUGAGGAUGCUGAGGCCACCCUGGUCCUCGUGGGCUGUGCAGCCUUCCUGGAGAAGCCAAUCUUGGCCUUCGUGCGUCUGAAGGAAGCAGCCACACUGGAUGGUGUCCUCACUGUGCCCCUCCCUGUUCGCUUCCUCUUCGUGGUGCUGGGCCCCGACAGCCCCGUCGUCAGCUACCACGAGAUCGGCCGCGCCAUCGGCACCAUGAUGUCUGAGAGGGUGUUUCGCCGGGAUGCUUACCUGGCCGAGGGCAGGCAGGACCUGCAGCAGAGCCUGCAGGGUUUCCUGAACGCCAGCAUCGUGCUGCCACCCACCGAGGUCCCCAACGAGCAGCUGCUCCGCGCCCUGGUCCCUCUGCAGCGCGACCUGCUGCGCCGCCGCUACCAGCACCCUGUUGCACAGAGGGUGCCCCCAUGGCCACCUGCUGUGUCCCCAGGGCUGGAUGAGCAGGAGGCAGAGGAGGACGACCCUCUGCGCAGGACGGGGAGACCUUUUGGGGGACUGGUGAGGGACAUCUGCCGCCGCUACCCCAAAUAUCUCAGUGACAUCAAGGAUGCUCUCAGCCCCCAGUGCCUGGCUGCUGUCAUCUUCAUCUACUUUGCGGCGCUGUCACCUGCUGUCACCUUUGGAGGGUUGCUGGGUGAGAAGACCAAGGGCAUGAUGGGGGUGUCAGAGCUGCUCAUCUCCACCUGUGUGCAGUGUGUGCUCUUCAGCCUCCUCAGUGCUCAGCCCCUCCUUGUCGUUGGCUUCUCGGGACCCCUCCUUGUCUUUGAGGAAGCUUUCUACUCGUUCUGUGAUGGCUAUGAUAUGGAAUACAUCGUGGGCCGGGUCUGGAUUGGCUUCUGGAUGAUCCUGCUGGUGCUGGUGGUGGUGGCAUGUGAGGGCAGUUUCCUGGUGCGCUACCUGUCCCGCUACACCCAGGAGAUCUUCUCCUUCCUCAUCUCCCUCAUCUUCAUCUUCGAGACCUUCUCCAAGCUGGUCACGAUUUUCAAGGAACACCCACUGCAGCGGCAGUACAACGUGCAGACCCAUUUCCAGGCUGGGGAGCCAGAGCCCAACACAGCACUGCUGUCCCUCGUCCUCAUGGGUGGCACCUUCUUCUUGGCCUUCUUCCUCCGUGUCUUCAAGAACAGUUCCUUCCUGCCUGGCACGGUCCGGCGCUUGAUCGGGGACUUCGGGGUGCCCAUUUCCAUCUUUGUCAUGGCACUGGCUGACUUCUUCAUCAAGGACACGUACACACAGAAACUGAACGUCCCCAGAGGGUUGGAGGUCACCAACUCGUCCGCUCGGGGCUGGUUUAUCAGCCCCAUGGGGAAUACAAAGCAGUUCCCCAUCUGGAUGAUGUUUGCCUCAGUGGUACCUGCCCUCCUGGUCUUCAUCCUCAUCUUCCUGGAGACGCAGAUCACCACCCUCAUCGUCAGCAAACCCGAGAGGAAGCUGGUGAAGGGCACAGGCUUCCACCUGGACCUGCUGCUGAUCGUGGCCAUGGGGGGGCUGGCAGCCCUUUUUGGGAUGCCCUGGCUCAGUGCCACCACUGUCCGCACCAUCACCCACGCCAAUGCCCUCACUGUGAUGAAAAAGACCUCUGCUCCUGGAGAGAAACCCCAGAUCCUGGAGGUGAAGACUUGGCGGAUGCACCUCUUCACCUUCACCCAGAUCAUUGUCCUGGUGCUGCUGUGGGUGGUGAAGUCCACCCCAGCCUCGCUGGCACUGCCCUUUGUCCUCAUCCUCACCGUGCCCCUGCGGCGCUUCCUGCUGCCCAAGAUCUUCCGGGACAUCGAGCUCAAAUGUCUGGAUGCAGACGAUGCCGUGGUGAACUUCGAGGAGGCAGAGGGGAAAGAUGUGUACAACGAGGUGCAGAUGCCCAGCUAA